This is a messenger RNA of Rhizophagus irregularis DAOM 181602=DAOM 197198, 1482 nucleotides long. RefSeq lists its product as uncharacterized. The record is from RefSeq and is a predicted model, not a curated record. NCBI's taxonomy places the organism in Eukaryota, Fungi, Glomeromycota, Glomeromycetes, Glomerales, Glomeraceae.
UUUUUUUAUUUUUCUAAUAUUUAUUUUCUUUCCUUUUUCUUUGUUUUUGGUUUUUUUUUUUUUAUUUAAAUGGACUGUCCAUCGAAAUAUAAUGGGACACAAAAUCCUGAAGAAUGGUUAAAAGAAUUUCGCUUUUUCUGUUUACUUCGUGGGAUUCAUGAUGAACAUACCAUGUUAGAAUUAGCAAUGUUAAAAAUCGAUAAUACAAUUCCUAUACCUGAAGAAGGUAUAUCUUCAUUCGCUGAAUUAUCGGACCAUUUAAAAGAUCAUAUAACUUAUACCUUACAAUGUAAAGUAGCAUUUGAAGAAUUAAAGAAUAUUAAAUAUGAUACAGAAAUGAGUGUAGUGGAAUUUAUUGCGAAAUUUCUUUCACUUUGUGAUAAUUCUCUCGUUUUAAAUGUUCAAGAUCAAAAAACUUGUUUAAUUCAAGCUUGUCCCGAUGAUAUUUCUAGGAAUGUUUUUAGGAAUAAAAUUAAAAAAAAAACUUCCAUGCAUGAAAUUAUUGAAAUUUUUCAUGAUACUAUGAUAGAACAUAAAGGUCAAAUUAGAUAUGGAUCAAGGAUAGCAUUAAAACAUGUUGUUACUGGACAAUAUUUAUCACACGGAAACAAACAUAAACCUGAUAUACUAAGAUCAAAUUUAUCUGAGGUAUUUUGUAGUGGUUGGAAACGAGGUGGUAAUGAUGUUUGGGUAAUCACAGCUGCUUAUGGACAGAAUAAAGCACCCGGGGAUCCUAUUUCAUCAAAUUCUAUGAUUCAACUAGUUCAUGAAGUAACACGAGAAUCAUUGUUUGGUGAUGAAGGUCAGUUAAAUUUAUCGGGAGCAUGGGUUUGGACAUUAACAGAUCCAAGGACUAAUUGGAUCAUCCAACGUCAUAGUACUUUAUAUUAUGAUAGUCCGGGUUACGUUAUGGAUUGUGAUAUAAUUAAUUUACGUCAUAAUCUUAAUAAAAUGACUUUAAAAAGUCAUGAAUUUAAAAAUUCCGCUGGGCAUCAAGAAGUCAUUAUACAUGGUGAUGGACAAGAAGAUCUUCAUCAGUGGCAAAUCGAACUUGUUUCAUAAUUAAUUUAUUUAUUUACAUAAUUUUCUUUUUUUCUCUUAAAUUAAUUCAUUUCAUAAACUCUUUCUUUGUACACCAUUUAAUAUUUCCCUUUAUUUAAUUAUUCCUUUUGUAAUAUAAAAAUUUUUUUUUAUUUAUAAAUAAAAGUAUUUAGCGUUGGGGUUUCUUGGGAAAUAAAAUCAAUUUGUGUCAAAUUUUGUGUCACCAUGAUUUUCUAAAAAUAAAUAAGUCUGACACAUGACCAAAUUUAUAAUGUGAAUUUGUAAUAAAUCCCCAACAUUAAGUAUGUAUGCAUAGUUAACGUGUACAUGACGGACAAAAAAGGGGUCCAACUCCUUCGUAUGCUAUCAUUUUUAUCAUUUUCGGUAACAUUACCAUAAUGAAAGUCUGUAAUAAGCCAAAUCCAAUGUCCGAUUAUCACG